CCAGCCCCUCCUUCAGUCGGAGUGCUGUUUUUGUUGUUGGUGAAAGGUGAGGGGAACAGCUGAUCCGUCUGUGGGGAGGGCAGGUAUUUCAAGGACAGCAUGGAAGAAUCAUCACUAAGUCGGGCACCCUCCAGAGGUGGAGUCAACUUUCUGAAUGUAGCCCGGACCUACAUUCCCAACACCAAGGUGGAAUGUCACUACACCCUCCCCCCAGGCACUAUGCCCAGUGCCAGUGACUGGAUUGGCAUCUUCAAGGUGGAGGCUGCCUGUGUUCGGGAUUACCACACAUUUGUGUGGUCUUCGGUGCCGGAAAGCACAACUGAUGGUUCCCCCACUCACGCCAGUGUCCAGUUCCAAGCCAGCUACCUGCCCAAACCAGGAGCCCAACUCUACCAGUUCCGGUACGUGAACCGUCAGGGCCGGGUAUGUGGGCAGAGCACCCCCUUCCAGUUCCGAGAGCCAAGACCCAUGGAUGAGCUGGUGACCUUGGAGGAAGGUGAUGGCGGCUCUGACAUCCUGCUGGUUGUCCCCAAGGCCACUGUGCUGCAGAACCAGCUGGAUGAGAGCCAGCAAGAACGGAAUGACCUGAUGCAGCUGAAGCUGCAGCUAGAGGAGCAGGUGACAGAGCUGAGGAGCCGAGUUCAGGAGCUGGAGACUGCUCUGGCGACCAUCAAGCGGGAUCAUGCAGAGCUCACAGAGCAAUACAAGGGACUUUCCCGGUCCCAUCGGGAGCUCACAGAAGAGAGGGACAUUCUGAGCCAGCAACAGGGAGACCAUGUGGCGCGUAUCCUGGAGUUAGAGGAUGACAUCCAGACCAUCAGUGAGAAAGUGCUGACGAAAGAGGUGGAGCUGGAUAGGGUUAGAGACUCAGUGAAGGCCCUAACUCGGGAACAGGAGAAACUGCUGGGGCAGCUGAAGGAAGUCCAAGCAGACAAGGAGCAAAACGAGGCUGAGCUCCAAAUGGUACAACAGGAGAACCACCGCUUAAACGUGCAGCUUCAGGAGGCCAAGGGCCGGCAGGAAGAGCAGGGUGCUCAGGCCCAGCGACUGAAGGACAAGGUGGCCCACAUGAAGGACACCCUAGGCCAGACCCAACAGAGAGUGGCUGAGCUGGAGCCCCUGAAGGAGCAACUUCGAGGAGCCCAGGAGCUUGCAGCCUCAAGCCAGCAAAAAGCUGCUCUUCUUGGAGAGGAGUUGGCCAGCGCAGCAGGAGCCAGGGACCGCACCAUAGCUGAGCUGCACCGUAGCCGCCUGGAAGUGGCUGAAGUCAACGGCAGGCUGGCUGAGCUCAGUCUGCACCUGAAAGAGGAAAAGUGCCAGUGGAGCAAAGAGCGGGCUGGGCUGCUGCAGAGUGUGGAGGCAGAGAAGGACAAGAUCCUGAAACUGAGUGCAGAGAUUCUUCGACUAGAGAAGGCAGUGCAGGAGGAGAGGAGCCAGACUCACGUGUUCAAGAGUGAGCUGGCCCGGGAAAAAGAUUCUAGCCUGGUGCAGUUGUCAGAGAGUAAGCGGGAGCUGACAGAGCUGCGGUCAGCCCUCCGUGUGCUCCAGAAAGAAAAGGAACAGUUGCAAGCAGAGAAGCAGGAGCUGCUAGAGUACAUGAGGAAGCUGGAGGCCCGCUUGGAGAAGGUGGCAGAUGAGAAGUGGAAUGAGGAUGCUGCCACAGAGGACGAGGAGGCCACUGCAGGGCUGAGCUGCCCCACAGCUCUGACAGACUCAGAGGAUGAGUCCCCAGAAGACAUGAGGCUCCCGCCGUAUGGCCUAUGUGAACGUGGAGAGCCAGGCUCCUCUCCUGCAGGGCCUCGAGAGGCUUCUCCUCUCGUUGUCAUCAGUCAGCCAAUGCCUAUUGCUCCCCACAUCUCAGGGCCAGUUGAGGACAGUAGCUCUGACUCGGAGGCUGAGGAUGAGAAAUCAGUCCUGAUGGCAGCUGUGCAGAGUGGGGGUGAGGAGGCCAACCUGCUGCUCCCUGAACUGGGCAAUGCCUUCUAUGACAUGGCAAGUGGCUUUGCAGUGGGCCCCCUGUCAGAGGCCAGCACUGGGGGUCCUGCCACCCCAUCAUGGAAAGAGUGUCCUAUUUGUAAAGAGCGCUUCCCUGCUGAGAGUGACAAGGAUGCCCUGGAGGACCACAUGGAUGGACACUUCUUUUUCAGCACCCAGGACCCUUUCACCUUUGAGUGAUCUCAUCCCUCCCUAGUACACUUCCAUGCACAUACACUCACUCACGCACAAACAAAUGCACUUCGGUCUCAUGUCUAUCUUCCAUCACACUUGGCUCCAUGAUAUUCUGUUCCCUAAGAACCACUCCUGUGUGCCCUGUUUACAUCCCAAGCUUUCUAACUUCAUCUCCUCCUACCUAGCUCUUUUGUCCCAGGCAGGGGUCCUUCUUGGAAGCAGUGGCUGAAUUUACCCCCUGAAAACAGUUUUGAAGUAUCCAGGAUGGAGGAGACCUUCCUCUGUGGGAAUAGAAUCAUCCACUACUAGCCCUGGUUGCUUUGUAUACACAGCCACCACAUGCACUCAUGUACACACACACUCAGACACACACUCCCCUCUCCGAUGCCCCAAAGCCAAUUCCUAGGGCACCUCACCCUCUCUUAUUUGGGGUUUGUUUACCUGAAUUUUCUCUGGGACCUGAGACAUGGACAUCAUGACCUCUUCAGGUCUCUCUCAGUUCUCAGUUUCACUGUUUCCUCUUUUUGUUCCCCUGUUGCCUUCCACAGCCCACCCCAGACCUUUCCAUAGCCUUUAGAUACUAAGUUUGGCAGUUUCUUCUAUAUUUUUAAGGAUUCCUGUACUCUGUCUCCUGGCCCUUUCUGCCACCCCACAUCAACAUAUUCUCAUAUGGAAAGAAAUAAUGUAUUUGUGCCUUCUGUGAGGGAUGGGGGGAUAAGUGAUCCCAGGUGUCCUCAUUUCCCAGCCCCUUCCCCCCUCUCAAGGUUCCCCACAGCAAUAAGAACUUCUACACACACACACACACACACACACACACACACACACAUCCUCCCUUC
Messenger RNA from Castor canadensis (American beaver), 3005 nucleotides. RefSeq names its product calcium binding and coiled-coil domain 1 (gene Calcoco1). Gene Ontology annotation, biological process: positive regulation of transcription by RNA polymerase II. NCBI's taxonomy places the organism in Eukaryota, Metazoa, Chordata, Mammalia, Rodentia, Castoridae. The record is from RefSeq and is a predicted model, not a curated record. Gene Ontology annotation, molecular function: transcription coactivator activity.